Solanum dulcamara is the source of this 1720-nucleotide messenger RNA. RefSeq names its product polyadenylate-binding protein RBP45. Gene Ontology annotation, cellular component: cytosol. NCBI's taxonomy places the organism in Eukaryota, Viridiplantae, Streptophyta, Magnoliopsida, Solanales, Solanaceae. The record is from RefSeq and is a predicted model, not a curated record. The transcript has 7 exons. Gene Ontology annotation, molecular function: mRNA binding. The coding region runs from base 169 to 1407 and encodes 412 amino acids.
UCGUCUUAACAAAGGAAAAGCCCAAAAAAGGGCAGAAAAUAUCUCAUCCUCUGGUUUAGGAAGAAAUAAAAGCCACGCGUGCAUCCAUACACUUUUCGUGUUCCUUUAACAUCCUUCUAGGGUUCCGCCGUCCCCACGACUCCUCUCUCAACCCCCAUCUUCACCACGAUGCAGCCAGCAAAUUCCAUCGUUCCACCACCACAGUACCAGCAGCCGCAGCAGUGGAUGGCUCAGCAGCCGCCGCAAUAUCAGGUUGCGCCUCCGCAGCAAUCGGCAUAUUAUUACCAGCAACCUCCGCAACAGGGCGGAGUUCCUCCACCCCUACAACAACCUCAGUACAACGCCUCCGGUUUGGCUGCUACUACCGGUUCUGUUCCGCCGACUAGUGCUGAUGAGAUCCGAAGCCUAUGGAUCGGAGAUCUACAGUUUUGGAUGGAUGAACAAUACCUUCUCAGUUGCUUCGCACAAACGGGAGAGGUGACCUCUGCUAAAGUUAUCCGUAACAAGCAAAGUGGACAAUCAGAGGGUUAUGGCUUUAUUGAGUUUAUUAGUCAUGCUGCUGCAGAAAAGAAUCUGCAAGCAUAUAAUGGGACCUUGAUGCCUAAUAUUGAGCAGAAUUUCAGACUCAACUGGGCUUCACUUGGUUCUGGUGAAAAACGUUCUGAUAAUGCCCCUGAAUAUACAAUAUUUGUUGGCGACUUGGCGGCAGAUGUUUCUGAUUAUAUGCUUCAGGAGACAUUUAGGGCUAACUAUCCUUCUGUGAAGGGUGCUAAGGUUGUAACAGAUAAGGCCACGGGGCGCACCAAGGGUUAUGGUUUUGUUAAGUUCGGGGAUGAAAGUGAGCAGUUACGUGCUAUGGCUGAGAUGAAUGGACAGUUUUGCUCCACUAGGCCCAUGCGGAUUGGUCCUGCAGCUAACAAAAAGAUUAUGGGUGGUCAAAGUCAAGCUUCAUAUCAAAGUUCACCUGGAACUCAAAAUGAGGAUGACCCUUCUAAUACCACUAUUUUUGUUGGGAACUUGGAUUCCAAUAUAACAGAUGAACAUCUAAGGCAGAUUUUUGGACAUUAUGGGCAGUUGCUUCAUGUAAAAAUACCAGUAGGCAAGCGUUGUGGCUUUAUUCAGUUUGCUGACAGAAGUUGUGCUGAGGAAGCUCUACGGGUGUUAAAUGGAACUCAGCUGGGUGGACAAAGCAUCCGUCUUUCCUGGGGUCGAAGUCCUGCAAACAAGCAGCAGCCUCAGGUUGAUCCAAACCAAUACGCUGGUUAUUAUGGGUAUACAGCUGGAUAUGAUGGCUAUGGUUAUGCUCCCCCUGCUCAGGACCCAAAUCAGUAUUAUGCGGGCUAUGCUGGAUAUGGAAAUUACGCACAACCUCAACAACAGCAGCAAGUUUUGCAGCAUCCCCAGUGAGCAGGUCACAGGAUUUGCUGAGUGCUUUCCAGCAUGAUAUAUGUAUUGAUGUUAUAAGCGGCACAUGAGAUUAUCAGUUGGAAUCCAGAUGUGUAUUUCUUUAUCUUAGGGUGUUGGGAACUUUGUAGGCAAUUUCUUGGGGAUACAAUUUAUGAUAAUGAUCAACUGAUUGUAUGCUGUUUGUUUUUUUCGUGUUGCCAUUUUGGUACUACUUAGAUAUAUGAGAUCUGGAUAUACUAGAAGAUCUCGGAGAAGUGUAGGCAUGUAUUUUUAUACUUGUGCUUUUUGGCUAUGCCAGCAGUGCUUAACACUC